AUGACAAACAUAAAAUCAUCGUCGUUAAAUGUAUCGAAUGCAAAUUCGUCAUUUCAUCGUUCACAUUCAGACAUUGAUUUAUUAACUGAACGUACCCGUCGUAUUGCAACACCCAUAACAGAAAUAACAACAAAACCACCUCUCUCACCACUGUCAUCAUCCGGACCGAUGUCUCCGUUGUUACUUCCAUGGGAUCGAUUAAAAUACUGGCUUCAUGCGAUUGUUGUUGUUACAUUUGAUUUAGAAUUGGGUCAAUCUAUUGAACUUUUAUUACCGCAUCAUUGUAAAUUAUCGGAUAAAGAAAAAUUAAACUUGUGUUAUUUGUCAUUUCCCGAUGCAAAUUCAACAUUUUUAGGUGAUACACAAUAUCAUUUUCGUAUUAAACAUGAUUCAUGGUCAUCUGGUUCAUCUCAACGUCAUCAACUUCCACUGUCAAUGUCCUAUUAUGAACAUUAUAAUCGAAUUGUACCAUCAGCAUUACAAGUAGAUCCUAAUUAUUUAUAUGGCUACGUCCAUUUUCGACAAAUAAGAGAUAAAAAUAUUAAACGUGGCUAUUUUCAAAAAUCUGUUGUACUAUUAUCAAAAUUACCAUUUGUUUCAUUGUUUUUAUCUGUUGUUAGUCAAUUGGGACCAAAUUAUUUUGAAUUAGGUUUGGCAAGUUUAGAAACAUGCUGUCAUCUAAUGGAUAAUCAAUGGCCAGAACCAGAACCGGGGAAAACAUUGUUAUUGCCGUUGUUGGGAAAUGUUUUACAAGUGAGAAUACCCACUCAUGGUGACAAACCAUUUUCAUCAUCUGAUCUUGUGCAAUUUCGUACAAUUUUAACCAAUACAAAUAAUCGCACAAUCUCGCAUCCUGUACAACAACACCAACAACAAAAUUUUCCCAUCGAUAAUAGUACAGAGAUGAAUAAUUUAACUUUAAACAGUGAUUCAGCAAACGCUGAUAAGAAUUAUCAAACUGAUGCACAGUUAUCAGUAUCUCUGCCGUCCAUAUCAGUGAGCAAACAACUUCUUUGGGAAUUGGUAUUACUGAAUGAACCAAUCGCCGUAUUAGGGACAUUUCCGACGAGUUGUUCUCAAACAGUUCAAGCAAUAGUGCAUAUUAUUUGGCCGUUACAAUAUGCAUCAGAUUACCGUCCAUUUUUUACAAUACACAAUAGUGAGUUUCAUGAAUAUACGUUUCAAUCAUCGAAGAAAAAUUCCGAUCAACCACCAUCUGUUAUCAUAGGCGUAACAAAUCCAUUUUUUGCAAAAUUAUUACAUAAUUGGCCUCACAUAAUUCGGGUUUGUGAUACAAUUAAUACGUCUGACACAAAGAAAAAAGAACAAUAUUCAAUUGUUGAUCGAAGUCUGAGUGAUGGUGAUGAGGAGAAUUUAUCAGUAAAUGAAAUUGAUGAUGAUAUAGGCAAUAUUCAACCACCAAUAGUACCAACAAAAAUAAUAUCACCAAUCACUCAACCGUAUAAACGUAAAACGACUCCAUUUCGUGCUGGUAAUUCUCACUUGACGUUCGACAUGAAACCCGGUCUUUACACAAAAUAUAAGCCACAUCUACAACGUGAUAAGACUAUUUUAAAAAAAUUACAAAAUUCUGCUCAUCAGCGUCCAGAUAACGUUCAAAAUGCAUUAUUAAGACGAUUUUUUUUGGAAUUAACUCAAAGUUUUAUUAUACCAUUAGAACGUUAUUUUACUAGUCUAUUACCGUUAAAAAAAUUUUACAUACCGAAUCGUAAACAACCACCAAUUAAAAUAUUUGAUAAUGAUGAAUUUUUGAAAACACUCGAUCUCUAUGGUCCACAAUUAACAAGUGGAUUAAAAGGUGAUUGGAAAGAAUUAUAUAAACAUUUUUUACGAACACCAAAUUUUAAACAUUGGUUAUUGAAUAGACAAACGGAAGCAGAACUAAAAAUAUUUAGUUUAUUUAUUGAGACAAUAGCCAUCUGUCAUUUAGAAAAUGAUUUAUUAUCAUUUAUAACAAAUGAAAUUGAGUUAAUUGAUCUUUUGUUGAAAUUAAAUGAUUAUGUAUCGAAAAUAGAAACUGAUCAAAUUACCAUAGAUGACAAUAUCAAAGAGGAUUGUAUUGAAAAAUUAAAAUUGAAAAUAAAUAUAAUCAUAAAUGAAAAAUUAUCUGAUGAUAUGAAAACACUAUUUAGUAAACAAGUCAAUUUUCGAGAUAAAAGUGAUUUACAUCAAGUUAAUACCAGUUAA
Messenger RNA from Didymodactylos carnosus, 2208 nucleotides. Lineage: Eukaryota; Metazoa; Rotifera; Eurotatoria; Philodinida; Philodinidae. The record is from the annotation of a GenBank genome assembly.